UCAUUUCACACUGAGCCUUGGAGGAAGCUCGCGACAGUAGCGUUUAUGUAAAUUCGUUCGUGGUAAUUUUUUUUCCAUAAGCUGAAAUGGCGAAGGCUAAAAAGACAAAAAAUGAAGAGCAGAAAGGAGGAGAUAAUAGUAAUUCUGAAGCAGUGGUUAAGCAUCAGAAGCUUUGUCUCUCUAUCGACAUGUACCAUCGUCGAAUCUACGGGUACACAGAGCUUCUGAUAGUCGUACCAGACAAUGGCAUUGUAGGUUUGCAUGCAGAUAAUUUGGCUAUUGAGACGGUUACAGUAGACGGGGAGCCAGCAGAGUUCGAAGUCUUCCCUCAUUAUCAGCAAUUAGACCCAAAGGAUAGAUGGUGUGUGGUUUCGUCGGCCACCUCAGCAGCUGAUGCAGCUGGUUCGGUGUAUUUGUCAUCUCUUGAGAUUGAAUUGCUUCCGAAUUUGCUAAUAAUGUGCAGCAAGUCUACCAAAAUGGAGCAUGAACAAGGACAUGUGCAUAUGAACACUGGUAUCGACUCAUCUGCUGAUGCUGAGCAGAAUGUGAAAAAAGUUCGCAUUGACUAUUGGGUGGAGAAAGCAGAAACGGGCAUUCAUUUUGAUGAUAAUGUGUUACAUACUGAUAACCAAUUAAGGCGUGCACGGUGCUGGUUCCCUUGCAUGGACGACAGUUUGCAGCACUGCUGCUAUGAUUUGGAAUUUACAGUGGCCAGUAACCUCGUGGCAGUUAGCUCUGGAACCUUACUUCAUCAGAUUUUGACCAAGGAUGAUCCUCCGCGGAAGACAUAUGUAUAUAGAUUAAAUGUUCCUGUGGCUGCUCAAUGGAUAUCUCUGGCAGUUGCUCCAUUUGAAAUUCUUCCUGAUCAACAUAGUGGUCUCCUAUCACACAUUUGUUUACCAGCAAACUUGUCAAAGCUACGUAAUUCAGUUGGAUUUUUCUACAAUGCAUUCAGCCACUACGAGUCUUACCUUGGUGCGAAAUUUCCAUUUGGGUCGUACUCACAAGUGUUUAUAGCUCCUGAAAUGGCAGUGUCCUCGUUGAGUUUGGGAGCAUCUUUAAGUAUCUUUAGUUCUCAAAUGCUGUUUGACGAGAAGCUUAUCGAUCAGACUAUAGAAACGAGGAUUAGACUUUCUUAUGCCCUUGCAAGACAGUGGUUUGGAGUAUAUAUCACUCCUGAAGCUUCAAAUGAUGAAUGGCUCUUGGAUGGACUUGCUGGGUUUCUGACUGAUACGUUCAUUAGGAAGUAUCUAGGGAACAAUGAAGCACACUAUAGGCGGUAUAAGGCUAAUGUCACAGUUUGCCAAGCGGAUGAUAGUGGUGCAACUGUCUUGAGCUCUGCUGCUGCCUCUAAGGAUUUGUAUGGAACCCAGUGUAUAGGUUUUUACGGGAAAGUGAGAUCAUGGAAAUCUGUGGCCAUCCUUCAAAUGUUGGAAAAGCAGAUGGGUCCUGAGUCAUUUCGUAAAAUUCUUCAAACUAUUGUUAUUCGGGCUCAAGAUGCUUUUCAUUCUUUUAGAACUCUCAGCACCAAGGAGUUCCGGCACUUUGCCAAUAAGGUUGGAAAUCUUGAGCGUCCAUUUCUUAAAGAGUUUUUUCCUCGCUGGGUUGCAUCCUGUGGUUGUCCAGUGCUGAGGAUGGGGUUCUCCUAUAACAAAAGGAAAAAUAUGGUUGAGUUAGCAGUACUGCGGGGAUGUACAGCCAGACCUGAUUCUAAUGCAAUUGUUAAUAAUGGUAAUCCUGAUAAUGAAAACCGAGAAGGUGAUGUUGGAUGGCCAGGCAUGAUGAGCAUAAGGGUGCAUGAGUUUGAUGGCAUGUAUGAUCACCCAAUUCUACCAAUGUCUGGUGAACCUUCGCAGCUGCUGGAAAUUCAGUGUCAUUCAAAACUUGCUGCUAAGCGCUUCCAGAAACCCAAAAAAGGCUCCAAGCCUGAUGGCUCUGAUGACAAUGGUGAUGUGGUGCCUGCUACCGAUAUGCGACCAAAUUCUGAUUCUCCCCUGAUGUGGCUUCGGGCAGAUCCAGAAAUGGAGUAUCUUGCUUUAGUUCACUUUAACCAACCUGUUCAGAUGUGGAUAAAUGAAUUGGAGAAGGACAAGGAUGUUAUUGCUCAGGCUCAAGCUAUUGCAGCAUUAGAGGCAUUACCACAACUUUCAUUUUCUGUUGUGAGCGCUCUGAAUAACUUUCUCAUGGAUUCCAAGGCUUUCUGGAGAGUCCGAAUCGAGGCUGCCUAUGCGUUAGCUAAUACAGCAUCUGAGGAUACUGACUGGGGUGGCUUACUCCACCUGAUCAAAUAUUAUAAAAGUCAGAGAUUUGAUCCAAAUAUUGGACUUCCCAGGCCAAAUGACUUCCGCAAUUUCCAGGAGUACUUUGUACUUGAGGCAAUUCCACAUGCCAUCGCUAUGGUCAGGGCCGCGGACAAGAAAAGCCCCAGAGAAGCUGUAGAGUUUAUUUUGCAACUCCUGAAGUACAAUGACAACAAUGGCAAUCCAUAUUCUGAUGUCUACUGGCUUGCUGCAUUGGUCCAGUCUGUUGGUGAACUUGAAUUUGGACAACAGAGUAUUGUAUACUUAUCACCCCUUCUCAAGAGACUUGACCGGCUUUUGCAAUUUGACAGGUUGAUGCCAAGCCACAAUGGGAUUUUAACAAAUAGCUGUAUCCAGUCAUUGACUCAAAUUGCACUCAAGCUGUCAGAAUUCAUACCUCUUGAUCAUGUUGUUGAACUUAUUAAACCAUUUCGGGGAUCGAAUAUGUGGAAAAUUCGAAUUGAAGCAUGCAGAGCACUCCUUGACCUUGAGUAUCAAUGCAGAGGAAUGGAUGCAGUACUAGUACUAUUCAUCAGAUACCUAAAUGACGAGAUGUCUCUGAGAGGGCAAGUUAAAUUAGGUGUCCAUGCCUUGCGCUUAUGUCAGAUGCAAAAUCCAUCUGAUCCUGGCAAUGAUGUAAAUAGUGACACACUCGUGGCCAUGCUUCGCUUGCUUGAGAGCCCCCUGGCCUUUAACAACGUUAUUCUUCGUCACUACAUUUUCUGCAUUUUGCAAGUUCUUGCUGGAAGGGCUCCAACCCUGUAUGGGGUUCCAAGAGAUGAAACACUGAGGAUGGGGCAUGCAAAAACUUGCAGUGAACUUAAAAACAUUUUCGCUGCUCUUGUUAAGCAAUCUAAUCCUCCAGAGCCAUGUUCAGAUACUUUUGAACUUCCAGGUGAUAUUUUGGUUCCAGAAGUUUCCAAGGAAGUAAAUACUUAUCCUCAAAAUCAUGAUCAGACUAUCGGAGCUACCUGUACCACACCUACUGGUUCAGCAACAAUGGAUGCUUACAGGACAGCAGAUUCUCUCUCUCAUAUUCCAGUGUUGCACCAUGGUGAAGAUGGUCCGAUCACGAUUAGCAAAGUGCCCACUUUAUCUGAAAGUAAUGACAUGAAGCAAGUCACUGACAUCGUAUGUGAUAACUCAAUUGUUCCCGAGGCUUCAAGAGAAGCUGACACUUCAUUUGACAUUCAUCCACAAAGGGAAUCCGGUAUUGACCCGGGGCAUGAUUCUGCAGUCAUUGCUGAAGUUCCGAAAGAGGCAGAUAAUACUGUUUACAGAAGUCGUGAACCAAAGAAGCCAAAGCUUAAGAUUAGGGUCAAGCAUUCUGCAGCAUCCAGUCGGGCAGAGGAACCUGAUAAUGGUAGACAGAUACGAUCUCAAGAUGGGGGCGCUGAUGCUGAUCAUGGAGCGAGCAGCUCAGUUUCUGUUGAUGCACCCCAAAGAAAUUUCAUCGAGAAUAUUAGCACAAGCAAUCAGAACCUUGAUGAUGUCAAUUCUAGCCAUGAUGUUGGAUCUAGAGUAACUGCUAGCAUUGGCAGUGCGAAACUGGCCACUGAACUACAAUGCACUGCAGAUUCAAGUAAAGUUUCUUUGCCGCUUCUACCUGAUGAUCACUUGCCUAGUAGCACCAUGAAAAAUGAUUUGGAAAUGCCGAGCCAUGGAAAUACUAAUUUACCUCCACUGGCUACCAACAUCAUUCAUUCCUCUAGUAGAGAAAAGGAUAAGAUAAAAAACGAGAAGAAGAAGAAGAAGAAGAAGGAGAAGCGAAAGAGGAAUGACAAUGAUGGUGAUCCAGAGCACCUUGAACGAAAGCGACUGAAGAAGGAAAAGAAGCGGAAAGAGAAAGAAAUGGCUAAAAUCCUCUACGGUGAGACAAAAACUGUGGAUUCAGUUGGAUUGCGAAUUAAUGAGGGUGGAGGAGCACCCUUCAAUGGGGAAGCUAAGCAGCCAUCUCCAUUGAAAUUGGGUAACAAUAAAAACUCCAGCAGAAGUAGAACAGAAAUGGCGGAAGAUCCUGCAACUAAAACGAAACCAAGUGAAGCCAGUGCCUCAGCAUAUGUAAACACAACGGAAGACAGUGCAGGUGCACGCCAACCUAGUACGGGUCAUAAAAUUAAAAUCAAAUUUAAGAAUAGAAUGCUUGGAAAACCAUGACAAUUGUUCUAAAGUUUGGUUUAGAGCAGCAGCUUUAGCUAUUGUAUGGAAAUUACCAUACGAAUUCUUAAUUCAGAAACUGAGCCGUUAUAUUUCUUUUGUCGUA
Molecule: messenger RNA, 4563 nt
Organism: Olea europaea var. sylvestris
Lineage: Eukaryota; Viridiplantae; Streptophyta; Magnoliopsida; Lamiales; Oleaceae
Product: transcription initiation factor TFIID subunit 2
Exons: 25
Coding region: 87-4457 (1456 amino acids)
Biological process (GO): transcription initiation at RNA polymerase II promoter
Cellular component (GO): transcription factor TFIID complex
Molecular function (GO): zinc ion binding; RNA polymerase II general transcription initiation factor activity; transcription cis-regulatory region binding
Source: RefSeq, a predicted model, not a curated record